AAAAGUCACAUGUAUAGUACAAGGAUCCGCAGGGACCUGCUGUUUUCCUCCCUCUACAUCUGGGCUCCAGUGUUCCUGCUCGCAAUUGGUGGCUGCUGAUCACUAAGAAUAACUGGGCUCAUCGUGGGACUGGCCUGCAUCAGCCACAGAUUCCCACGACCCCCCCUCCUUUCCCCUCCUUUCCCCUCCUCUCCUCGCACACAGAGAAUAAUCUAAACACAGUCUGCGGAGGCGCACAAGCAGCAGGACUCGCGCAGCGGGAGCGCCUUUGCACCACUUUUUUUGUCUUCGUUCCAAAAGCUUCGUUUCGGGCUCGCUGUUGCGCUUCACACCGGCUCACGCGGCAACAGAAAGAAGAAAGGGGGGAAGGAGAGGGAGAAAAGAAGAAGAAAAAAAAGGUCUUGGUGUUUGUCGGAAUGCGUUGAAAGUCUGGAUUGAACACGCGCAGGAGUGGGAGGAAUAACGCAACUCCGGGUCGUUCCUUUGGAUGAUGCCGAGGAGCCAGUCUCUGCCCCGGAUAUACCCCAAGAACAAGUGUGAAGCCAGAGGAUGACGGCAGCCGGACCCGACCACAGCAGCCCCGCCUCGUCCCGCUCGUCGCCUAUCCGCCUCCCGGCGUGGGCCGCCCACCUGUGGAGAGGCAAGGCCUUCCGGAACAAGCUGCCCCUGCGCUCUGCCCCGGGCGUGUGGCUUCUGCUGGGCGUGGUGGUGGUCCUGGUGGGGAUGGCCGUCGCGGUGGCGGGCUACGUGUCGCCCGCCCCGAAGCCCACGGCGGGCGGCCGGGGCGGCACCCACGUCGAGAGGAUGAAACUGGCCGGGCCCGUGGUCAUGGGAGUGGGCCUGUUCAUCUUCAUCUGCGCCGCCACGCUCCUGUACGAGAACCGGGACCUCGAGGUCCUCCGGCGAGAGACGCCGGAGGACCUCGAGGAUUUGAAGGGAGGAGACGGCUGGGAGGGCUCGCAGGAGCUGCCCAGCUUCGGCUGUCAGGAGCAGUGGGAGUGUAAAGGUGGGGAGCGGGGGUCCUGGGCCCCUCCUCCGACCCACACGCUCUCGGACCACAACUGUGGGCCUCCGCUUCCUUCACCUCACAGAAACACGCACCACGCCAGCGGCCCGUCCUCGCAGUCGGCCCCCUCGGAGGCAGGAGGUAGAAAUGAGGAGGAGGAGGAGGAAGGAGGGGCGACUCUGCAGGCCCAAGUUCUGCACCAUCAGGAGCCAAUCCCUCACCCCUCCUCCCCUCGCCCGUCCGUCUCCCACUCCUCCGUCCACUCGGACUCUUGCAACUCCAGUGAGAUCAACUUCAACGCGCGGACAGACGUUCCUCAACCCUGAAGCCUCCCGGCGCUUUCGGCUUCUGCCGUCUCAUCAAACGGUGCACGAUGAGACGCGUUUGGAGGUUUUCACCGAGCCAACGCGUCGCUCGGCCGUCGGAUGAGACGCUUGUUGGUGUGUUUGGGUGCUCUGCGAGCGGCGCAGCGGCUCUGAGUCACCGCCUGUGAGCGGUGUUUUUGUCCGACAUCGUUCUCUGACUCACCCACGCUCGGAGGAUCGGAGCUGGGCCGUUUGAUGUCAGCUCGCCAUCUUGCUUUUCUUUGAACUCACCCAUGCCAGAAAUCCCAAAAGCCACCGCUUCUUUGACCAUAUUUGGACGUGGGGGGGGUAUUUGCUAAAAAACUUACUUGGGUGCAGGCAAGCGGGAGAUGGACACACUCCCCCACCCCCCCCCCCUCUCUCUCUCACACACACAUACAUGAGGAGUAUUUACAUUUCCUUGCUUCGGAAAGAGGUCUCAGUUAAGAGGAUGAGCCAGAUAAGGUCUUAAAUGCGUCUUUAUCUAAUCUCACACAUACUGUUAUCUGCUCUUUAUCCGAGGAAAUUGUCUUUGUAUAAACAAGGGAAGCGCACAAGGCCACACUCCUCUCAUUGGACACCUACGGCCACGCUAUAAAUACCAGCUGCUUGCUGUGCACAGAAGCAAGUGUGGACUUAAGUUUCAGUGAUUUACUGUGAUUCAUUUUUAAAAAAAUGUUUUUUCAUUCACAGUGUCAGCUGUUCAUUUCUCUCGAGCGGGGUGAGGCGAGAUCUUGAAGAAUUGGUGAAAAAUGAAAAAGAGCAAUGACUGAAAGAAAGAAAAAAAAAAUCAAUGAUCAGAUCUGGUUAGACGAGUUAUUUCUGACGAAGCGGUUGAAUGAGUCGCGUAACUGAAGCCUCGCUCUCCCACAUCCCGACCUUUCAUCUCCUCUCACUUCAUCAUCUGAUUCCUACGCUUUAUUCAAACGCCCCGCGGUCCUCCAUCUCAUUUUUCUGGCUUAAACAGAGCGAGAACAACGCGGAGAGGAACGUUAACGGGGCGCAAUUAAGCGAAAGCGUGCGCGUUGGAACGCCCUCGAAGCUAAAUGAAGGCAAGAUGGUGAUUUUCGCCCACCAUUUUUCUCCCCCACCGGUUUAUUACACUCAGGUUGGGGGGGGGGGGCAUCAGUCUGACGGGUUUUAUAGGUCCAUUAGGAGCACAGAGUAUUUCCUCCUUCACUGGCUUCAUGCUGGGAUGCUGCCAUCCAGACGACGACGGAGGCCCAAGCGUUCAGUAAUUUGCAACACUUUGUUUCCCUCACCGAGUACAGCACCAUCUCUCACUUACACUCUGCACACACACACACACACACACACACACACACACGCUCAGCUGAAGGUUCGGUAGGUACAUUAUGCUGUUUCAAGAGGCAGGUACGAGACGGGGAGAAUGUGUCUGACUCGUCAGUGAAGCUGGAAGCUUUCGCACUCGUCGCCGGGAAGAGCAGCGCUCUCUCUUUCACACGUGCGCGAGUCGUCACUGUGGAAGAUGCUGUGAUGGGUUUACACCUACAGGGAGAGAUCUGCAUGGAUGUCAGAGCUGUAUUAGGUUCUCCCCUCUUAACCCGAUACGGCCUUCUAUCCUCAUGAAGGCUACUGUUUUAGAGGUGGAUUCGAUUCACUGGCUCCAGGGGGUUGGGAACAAACCACAACGCACCAAAAUGAUUUUAUAAAGUUGACAGAAAAUAAUAAAAAAUAAAAAAAAUGCUAUGACAAGUCUCUCAUUGCUUCAAGCUCACGGACGAGUAGACAGAGAAACACACUGCUUCACUCAACUCAGCCUUUCAGCUCCGUACCAGAGUUAAUUUAGCUCCUGUGUCUUCAUGGCAUAUCGUUGGAUUUCCUAGUUAUUGAUCCGCUUUGACAUUAAACUGACCGGAGGGAUUUGUCUUUGUCUUGCACAACAUGUGGCAGCAACCGAGAAUACAAUAAAUCAUUGAGUUGUACAA
This is a messenger RNA of Gasterosteus aculeatus aculeatus (three-spined stickleback), 3299 nucleotides long. RefSeq lists its product as uncharacterized. The record is from RefSeq and is a predicted model, not a curated record. NCBI's taxonomy places the organism in Eukaryota, Metazoa, Chordata, Actinopteri, Perciformes, Gasterosteidae.